GCUGGAAUAGGAGUUGAUGGGGGUUUGAGUUGGAUGAAGAAGGCGGGAAUCCAGUCCUCUUCCAGUUAGCUCCCCAUCUCGCCCUCUGUCGGCUUCGGACCGCAGCCUGACUUCGUGUGACUACCGGCAUGCUCCAAGGCGGGCAUUGACUGUCCCCACGGAGGGACUGGGAAGCGGGGGUUCCAAAUGGGAGAGGAGGGGACCGAAGGCACCGUACAUCUGCUGUGCCUCGCGGCAUCCAGCGGGGUCCCUCUGUUUUGCAGGAGCAGCCGCGGCGGCGCCCCCGCCCGCCAACAGCUCCCAUUCUCUGUCAUCGGCUCCCUCAAUGGAGUCCAUAUGUUUGGGCAGAAUCUCGAGGUGCAGCUGAGCUCUGCGAAGACGGAGGACACAACCGUGGUGUGGAAGAGCUUCCAUGACAGCAUCACCCUCAUUGUUCUGUCAUCUGAGGAGGGCACCUCGGAGCUGAGGCUGGAGAGACUACUCCAGAUGGUGUUUGGGGCCAUGGUUCUUCUUGUGGGACUUGAAGAGCUGACCAAUAUCCGCAAUGUAGAGAGACUGAAGAAGGAGCUGAGGGCCAGUUACCGCCUCAUCGACAGCUUCCUUGGGGACUCAGAGCUCAUCGGGGACCUGACCCAGUGUGUGGACUGUGUGGUUCCUCCAGAGGGGUCCCUGCUGCAGGAAGCCCUUUCUGGGUUCGCCGAGGCUGCGGGCACGGCCUUCGUCAGCCUGGUCGUGUCGGGCCGGGUGGUGGCAGCGACAGAGAGCUGGUGGCGGCUGGGGAUGCCGGAAGCCGUGCUGCUCCCCUGGCUGGUGGGAUCCCUGCCGCCGCAGGCCGCUCGCGACUACCCGGUGUACCUGCCUCACGGGAGUCCCACGGUGCCGCACCGGCUUCUGACCCUGACGCUCCUGCCGGGCUUGGAGCUGUGUCUGCUCUGCGGGCCGCGCCCUCCCCUCAGCCAGCUGGAUGCACAGCUUCUGGAGCGCUGGUGGCAGCCACUGCUGGACCCGCUGCGGGCCUGCCUGCCGCUGGGAUCCCGAGCGCUGCCCGCGGGCUUCCCCCUGCACACGGACAUCCUUGGGCUGCUGCUCCUCCACCUGGAACUGAAACGUUGCCUCUUCACGGUGGAGCCCUGGGGGGAUCAAGAACCCUCUUCUGAGCAGCGUCGGCGCCUCUUCCGCUCCUUCUACACCCUGGUCACCGCCACGCACUUUCCACCAGGUGAGGGCUAUCUCCUGUUAUGUCAUCAUUCCCAUAUUAUGGAUGAGGAAACAGGCUCAGCUAAUAAGCAGCAGAGCCACGAUUCAGCCAGGCAAGCCUGGCUCCCACAUCCACACACUCCUGCUCUAGUGCUGCAAGUACAUGCUUUGCCGAUAGUCUUGGGUGGAGUAGGGGUGGUAGAUUCCACGGAGCCCAGGUCUGGAAGGAAAAGUUGUCACAUAUGACCUGUGAGGCUCAGAGAGACAAAGGGGGCUGAGGAGCCAGGCACAGGAUGGCGACUGGUGGCCCUGCAGUUGGGGCCACGGCGGUUGCUGCUGCUGCUGUCUGCUCAGAGCCCCACGCAUGGGCUGCGGACCUAGAGUGACACUACCACCCCAGCGAAGACCCUGAUGAGUGUAACAACAUGGUAAAAAGCUCCACCUGGAAGGGGCAGACGACUGUCCCUUCCGAGCUAUGCGACUCCACCGCCCAACCUGCUUCCCACCUGUAAGUGGGGCAGGGUCCUCAGAAGGGUUACGGGAGGUCUUCCCUGGAGCCCAGCGCCCGGCACCUGGGAAACAUCUCCUGCGUGUUUAUGAUCUGUAUUGCUAAGCAGAUUACCUAGGGCUGCACACACAGUGUACCCAUGAAAGUGGGGGGCUGAGGCUGGGUGGGAAGAGGGGGAGAAAGUCCGUGAUCUUCUCAGGUCCUGACAGCUGGCUGGAGCUGUAAGGCUCUCCUCUGUCAGGAGUCAAACUUAGGCCCAGGAUGGGGGUAGCCCCCGCAGGUUGGCAUCCUAGUUGUCCAGGCCCCACUGGUCACCUUGGCC
This is a messenger RNA of Orcinus orca (killer whale), 2027 nucleotides long. It is a transcript of the gene FUZ, whose product is annotated as fuzzy planar cell polarity protein. The transcript is spliced from 11 exons. Lineage: Eukaryota; Metazoa; Chordata; Mammalia; Artiodactyla; Delphinidae. Gene Ontology annotation, biological process: non-motile cilium assembly; vesicle-mediated transport. The coding region runs from base 187 to 1443 and encodes 418 amino acids. The record is from RefSeq and is a predicted model, not a curated record.